UAAAAAUCAGUGACGUCAGACGUGAAGAACGCGUUCCGACCGUGGGAUUUCUCUCUGAAAUAACUGCUUUAAAGAGACGCCAAAAGACGUGAAGAGACGCUGUGGUCCCACCUGCCACCGAACACACAUGUCCCCCGUCCUCCGGCCCUGUGAUUGGUCUCUUUGGGUCAGGCCAUGGUCCCAGCUGUGUGGGCGGUGCUUCGGAUGGUGUCCCGGGAGGGAGCCGCUGUGCUAAAACCAAAAGCUCCGAUCUGCGGGCCCCGUUAUGCGGCUACGUCUACGUGCUUCCGAGGGAUAUCCAGCUCAGUGAGACGCCUACAGGCAGCAGCCAGGAUGCCAGAGGUUACUACGGAGACCACCGCGGAAAUAUCCACCGACCACCUGGACGAGAAGCAGGUGCAGCUGCUGGCGGAGAUGUGCAUCGUUGUCGACAGCAACGACCGCAAGAUCGGAGCCGAUACCAAGAAGAACUGCCACCUCAACUCCAACAUUGAUAAAGGGUUGCUCCAUCGAGCCUUCAGUGUCUUCCUCUUCAACAGUGAGGAAAAGUUGCUCCUCCAGCAGAGAUCUGAUGCCAAGAUCACCUUCCCAGGCUGCUUCACCAACACAUGCUGCAGUCAUCCUCUGCACACAGACAGCGAGCUAGAGGAAGCGGAUGCUGCCGGCGUGAGGAAGGCGGCUCAGAGGAGACUGGGAGCUGAACUGGGAAUCCCUCUGGAACAGGUGACUCCAGAGGAGAUGACCUACCUGACACGGAUCCACUACAAGGCCCAGUCAGACGGCGUCUGGGGAGAACACGAGAUCGACUACAUCCUGUUCAUGCAAAAGGACGUGGACCUGAACCCGGAUCCCAACGAGAUCAAGACUCACUGCUACGUGAGCAAAGAGGAGCUGAAGUUGAUGCUGGAGAAGGCGGAGAAGCAGGAGCUGGAGGUCACGCCCUGGUUCCGCCUCAUCGCCAACACCUUCCUCUUCAGGUGGUGGGACAACCUCCACAACCUCAAGCAGUUCACGGACCACCACAACAUCCACCGCAUGUAGACGUCCAUGUCUGCAAACAGGUGGCUGUUAGUUCACCUGUCGCACACCUGAGAGCAGGAAGUGGUUCAGAGAGGAAGAGACACAAGUUUCAAGGAAACUUAAAACUUUUACCUGCUGGAAAACAACCACCUUAUUUUUCUAUAAAACUGAUUAGAGCUGAGGGUGAUGAUGAUGAUGAAAUAUGAAUAUAAGAGGUGAGGAUGAUAAGGAAGAGUAGCCGUCUUUCUUCCUUUUACAUAAUAAUUAAGUGGAUUGUGGCCGCUGGCUUCAUUUCAAGGCAGUUUGUUUUUUAGAAAACGGUAAAAUCCCAUCUGAUUGUUUCAGACAGAAAAUAAAAAUGUUUGUU
Melanotaenia boesemani (Boeseman's rainbowfish) is the source of this 1387-nucleotide messenger RNA. It is a transcript of the gene idi1, whose product is annotated as isopentenyl-diphosphate delta isomerase 1. The record is from RefSeq and is a predicted model, not a curated record. Lineage: Eukaryota; Metazoa; Chordata; Actinopteri; Atheriniformes; Melanotaeniidae. The transcript is spliced from 7 exons. The coding region runs from base 175 to 1041 and encodes 288 amino acids. Gene Ontology annotation, molecular function: isopentenyl-diphosphate delta-isomerase activity. Gene Ontology annotation, biological process: isopentenyl diphosphate biosynthetic process; isoprenoid biosynthetic process. Gene Ontology annotation, cellular component: cytoplasm.